AUGAACGGUUCCUUUUUUUUUUCUCAUUUUAAAGAAUUCACAAUAAGAAAUACAAAUUAUUUUUUGUGUGAAGAAUCAAAAAAGAGUUAUAAAAGUUGUAUUGUAUGGUAUAUGAACCAUUAUCAACGUUUUAGUGGAUCGAUAAGAAGAUAUUCAAAUGCGUUGGGGCAAUUAAUUGACCGGAAAAAAAGAAACUUGGUAAAUAUAGAAAAGGGUAAUGAAAUUUUGAAAAGUUAUAAAAGAGUUAACUUAAAGAAGAUAUUGAAGGAUGGUGAUAAAAAAAAGGAAAUUUACGAAAAUGAUAAUAUUUUAAGUGAUAAUAUUAGAGGUGAUAAUAAUAUAAGUGAUAAUAUUAGAGGUGAUAAUAAUAUAAGUGAUAAUAUUUUAAGUGAUAAUAUUGUUAAUGACAAGAUUAAGUAUGAUAAAGGCGAAAGGUGGAUAAAUGAAAAUGUGUUGAAAAAAGAGGAAGGAAAAGAUAAUGAGAAUUUGGAUUAUUUUAAUGAUAAGAAUAAGAGGAAUAAUAAUAAAAAUAUUAUGAAUAUAGAAAAUAAGAAUAUUUAUAAUAUAAAUACAAAUAGUAAUACAUUUUCUACACAUAAUCAUAUAAAUGAUGAAAAUGUAAAAGAUUCGGUGGAUGAAUUAUUUUGUACAAAAGAAAAGAAAAAACAAUUAAUGAAAAGAAUUAUAUUUCAGAAUAAUCAUGAUUAUAUGCAUUUAAUUGAAAGAUACGAAGAAUAUAAAGUAAAACAAGAAGAUGAAUUUUAUAAUUCCAAUAAUGAUAAAAAUGAGGAGGAAUGCUCAUCUUACCCUUCUUUUAUUAAAAAAAAAGAAGAAAAAAAAAGUAAUGAUGAUAACAAUAAUAAUGUAAAUGAAAAAAAAAUGUGUGAAGAAGAAAAUUUUAAAUGUAAAGAAAAGAAUAGUAAUAAUGAUGUACAUUAUUAUUUAUAUGAAGUGGAUAAAGAUAAUGAAGAAUCUAAUGUAAAUAUGCAUUUUAAUUUUUUAAAAAACAAUUUAAACAUUUCUAUAUUUCCUGAGAUAGGAAAGAAGGAUAUAUUAGAAAGUUGUAAACGUAAGAAGAAUAUGCAAAAUGAAAUAAACAAAAAUAGUGAUAUAAAAAAUAUGUUUAAUAAUGAUAUUUAUUUUUGGACGAAAAGGAAAGUUCAUCGAGCUAUAGGUUGGGAUUUAAUCCCAGAUAAUUUGAAAAGGAAUGAUGAUAUAAUCGAUGUAUCAGAAUUGAGAUGUGGUCAUUUAGAAGGCUCUACAUAUGAAGAGGGAAAGGAAGAUAAUAAUAGAGAGGUAGGAUAUAAAGAUGAUAAUAAUAAGAUUCAUAAAACCAUGAAGCAACAUAUUAAUAAGGAUAUAGAACAAACCACAGGACAAGAAAAAAAUUCUAAUAUAAAAGGUAUAUCUGUUGAAGAAGAAAAUAUGUACCUGGGAGAAAAGAAAAAUGAUAUAAAUAUACUACAACGUGAUGAUAUAAAUAGCCAACGUGAUGAUAUAAAUAGCCAACGUGAUGAUAUAAAUAGCCAACGUGAUGAAAUAAAUUUAAAUAAGGAAGAACGUGAUAAAAAAAAAAUUAGUUACAUACAAAGGAGGGUUGCACCUUGUAAUUUUUUAAAAAAAUUGAAUAUAUAUAAAAGUGAUGCAACCCUUUUAAAUGAUGGUUCUUCUACUAUUCAAAUUAACAAAAAUGUAGAUGUGAUUUGUGAGGAGGAUAACAUAGAAAUAGAGAAAGAGCAAGAGCAAGAGCAAGAACAAGAAAAAAAAUAUGAACAAACAAACAAACAAACAAAUAAACAAAUGAAGGAAGAAAAAUUAAUUGAUAUAUUUUUAAAUAAUGAUAACAACUUGGCUAAUGUCAAAAAGGUGGAAUAUAUUAAGGCUGAGGUAAAUAAAGGAGACCAGAAGUUGGACAAGUUAGAUAUAAAAAAAGAGGAUGAUGAAUAUAACGAAAUUAUAGAGAUUGAUAGUUGUCAGAAUGAUAAUAUAAAAAAUAAGGACAAGAAUAGGAAAUAUAUGAAUGGUAGCUAUAAUAAUAUGAAUGAAGAGGAUAAGCAUUAUGAAGAUGAUGAUAAGACAUAUUAUGAAGGGAUUGUUGAUAAUAGUAAGAACGUAUUCAAAAAGAUGAAGGAGAAUUAUGAUAUGUUUAAGAAGAAUAAUAUAUCACCGUAUAUAUUAGAAGAUUGUGAAAAGUAUAUAAAUUAUUAUUAUGGUAUAGAGAAGGAGGAAAGGAUUAAAGAGCUGAGAAAAUACGCUGAUAUGGAUUUUUACGAGAUAAUGGGAAAUGGUAAUUUUGGCAUAGAGGAUUAUAAUAUGUUAAUUAAGAGUAAGAUAUUAUUUAAUAAAGAAGAGGAAGGUUUUCAUUAUUUUAAUUUAUUAAAAAAAUAUGAUAUAAGAAUAAAUAUAGAAACGUAUAACAGUUUAAUGUAUACAUGUAUAGUACAAAAGAAUGCAAAAUUGAGUAGGUUAAUAUAUUUACAGAUAAUAAAAGAUUUAUUUAUACCUAAUAAGAAUACAUUUUGUAUAUUAAUAAAAGCUCACAUAUUAGAUAAGGAUAUAAAAAGUGCAUUUCAUUUGUAUAGGAAAAUGAUAAAAGAGAAUAUUGAAGUAGAUAUAGUAAUUUAUUCAACUUUAAUAGAUGGAUUAAUAAAAAAUAAAUUAUAUAAACGAGCAGAACAGUUUUUUAAUUAUAUAGUUAAUUAUAAAAAUGUAGUACCAGAUGAAAUAUUAUAUACAAUAAUGAUAAAAAAUUGUGCGUAUAAUAGAGAAGCAGAAAAAUGUUUAAAUUAUUACGAGACUAUGUUAUCUCAUAAUUUAAGGAUAACCGAUAUAACUUUAAUAGAGAUAAUUAAUUGUUUAUCAAGGAGGGAAGAUUAUUUUUAUAAAGUGUUUUAUUUUUAUCAUAUAUAUUUAUCUAAUGACAUGAAAAUAAAUCAACGUUUAAUGUUAUAUAUGAUAAUGGCAUGUUCAAAUAAAGGAAAUAUAAAAAAAUUAAAGGAGAUAUUAAAGACUAUGAAUAAAAAUAAAAUCAAAAUAAGUGAUGAAAUGUAUUGUUAUAUUGUUAGAACGUUUGCUAAUAAUUGUAAGGAUAAGCGCGUUAGCUUAAGUGAGCGUCACAAUAAUAUAAAGUAUGCAUGGAGGAUUAUAUAUGACUUAUUGAAAGGUUCUUCCCAUAUGAAAAAAAAAGAUAAAGAAAAAAAAAAAGAUAAAGAUAAAGAUAAAGAUAUGGAUAAAGAUAUGGAUAAAGAUAUGGAUAAAGAUAAAGAUAUAGAUAUAGAUAAAGAUAUAGAUAAACAAAAGGAUGAGAGACACCAGGAGAUGAUAAAUACAAAGGAACAUAUAAAAAAUAACCCUACUGAUGAUAAUAAAAAUAUUGAGAGUUUCAACAAAAAUGAUCAUAUCUCUUUUGAUAGAGUUAAUCAUUUGUAUAAAGGUACCGAGUUACAUUCUUAUACAUCACAUGAUUGUAUAAACACGAAAAUAUUAAACAGUCUUAUUUUAUUAUAUAUAAAUUGUGAAUAUUAUGAAUAUGCCAUAAAUAUGUUGAAAUAUUUUUCUUAUUUUGAAUGUGUACCAGAUUAUUAUACUUUCAAUAUGUUAUUCAAUAUGUUAUAUUACAAAAUGAAGGAUUAUGGUAAGGUGUUAUGUUUAUAUGAUUAUAUGAUAAAUAACACACAAAACAAACCUAAUGAAAAAAUAUGGAACUUAAUAUUAAAUUGCGCUAUACAAACAAAAUCAUCAAAAAAUACUUUGUUUAUAUUACGUCAGAUGUAUACAUAUAAAAUAUAUCCCUCUCCUAAAAUGGUAAAAAAAUUAUACCAUGUGGGAAGAUAUAUAACGGAGAUACAAUUAUUGAUUAAUAGUAUGAUAUGUCAACAAAAGAAAGACAUAUAUGAAGUAAAUUUGAAGGAAAAUCAGUUAAUUCAAUUAAAUAUAGAUGAGUACGAAUUAAAUUUAUUUAAAGAAGGAAAAACAUUCAAAAGUAAAACACCUUUAGAUGAAGUUAGAGAACAAUUCUUUAAACGAAAGCAAAGAUUGGAGAAGGAAAAAAGAAUGUCUAAGAAUAAAAAAUCUUCAGAUUGGUUACCAUAUGGUCAAUAUUUACAAAGUAAAAAGAAGGGUGGUGAGAUCUAUGCCAAAAGGGUGGAUAGGCCUCGACCGUUAGCAUUUGACGACUGA
Messenger RNA from Plasmodium reichenowi, 4179 nucleotides. Its product is annotated as pentatricopeptide repeat protein, putative. The coding region runs from base 1 to 4179 and encodes 1392 amino acids. The transcript has a single exon. Gene Ontology annotation, molecular function: protein binding. Lineage: Eukaryota; Apicomplexa; Aconoidasida; Haemosporida; Plasmodiidae. The record is from RefSeq and is a predicted model, not a curated record.